UCUGACAGCGGUACUGCAGGGAAGCUGACAGGAGCCUCUCCCGCUCAACAAAUAUUCACCUAAAAAUCAUCAUGGAAUUUUAUUUGUUUUAUUUAUUUUAUUCAAGACGUAUAUGACGGCGCGAUUGAAUACAGUUGACUGACCGAGGAGAUUAUCCUCUUUUAAGAUCUCACAAAAGACUGCAGCUUAAUUAAUCCUCACCAUGGCGACGGUUGUGAUGGAGCAGAUUGGGCGGCUGUUCAUCAACGCACAGCAGCUUCGCCAAAUCCCUCGUUUCCUGGAGUCAGCCUUCCCUAAACUGCCCUGUACUGUGAUGGUGAGCGAUGUGCCAUGGGUUUUCCGCGAGUCACACAUAAUCACGGGCUACAGGCCGCCUGACCAAAACUGGCGCUACUACUUCCUUACUCUGUUCCAGAGGCAUAACGAAUCUGUAAAUGUGUGGACACACCUUCUGGCCUCUCUCAUUAUUUUAGUCAAGUUUCAGGAGCUGUCUGAAACCGUAGACUUCCUGCGAGAUCCGCACGCCCAGCCGAUGUUCAUCUUACUCCUGGCCGCAUUCACCUACUUGGGCUGCAGUGCAUUGGCCCAUCUUCUCUCCGCCAAGUCUGAGAUCUCCCACUACACCUUUUAUUUUUUGGACUACGUAGGUGUCGCCGUAUACCAAUAUGGUAGUGCCCUCGCCCACUUCUAUUAUGUGGUGGAAGAAGAAUGGCACGCUCAAGUGCGAAGUUUUUUCUUGCCAGCCUCAGCCUUCCUGGCUUGGCUGUCCUGUACGGGCUGCUGCUAUGGCAAAUACGCCAGCCCAAAGUUGCCAAAGUUUGUUCACAAGCUAUUUCAAGUUGUGCCCUCAGGCCUGGCCUACUGUUUAGACAUCAGUCCAGUGUUGCAUCGUAUCUAUAGAUGCUACAGCUCCGAACAUUGGUGUGCCGACCAGGCAGUGGUCUACCACUGCUACCAGGUCCUCUUCUUUUUAAUCAGCGCCUACUUCUUCUCAUACCCCCAUCCUGAGCGCUGGUUCCCAGGACGUUGCGACUUCAUCGGGCAGGGUCAUCAGAUCUUCCAUGUGUUCCUUGUGCUCUGCACUCUAGUGCAGAUCGAAGCUGUUCGACUGGAUUACACAGAGAGAAGACGUCUCUAUGAACAUCUCCAUGGUGAUUUGGCUCAUGAUGCAGUGGCUCUUUUUAUCUUCACAGCGUGUUGCAGCGCACUCACCGCGUUCUAUGUGCGCAAACGGGUGAAGACGUAUCUAGAAGAGAAGCAGGAGUAGAUGUCAAGGUAGAGACCUUGAAAGAGACCAGAAAGGAUCACGCUGGUCUACAAGAACUGAAGCAACUAACAUUUUUUGUGUAACUUAUAUUUGUUGUUAAUGGUUUGGUUAUGUGGCCUGCCAACAUGUUUUUAACCAACUGCUUUCUGUUGACCAAACUGGUGACAUGCUUUAAAACCUCAUUACACUUCGAGAAUGGUUUGAAAACAAUGGAUUGCCUGCUGAAAGGUGCUCAGAUCCUUAGUGGAUCUGUUUGAUGAGUGCCAUGACAACCUUUUAAACUUGAUAUACAAGAUAGUUUAGGUAGACCAUUACUGGAUUCAAACUCAUUUUGGUGCAGUGUGCUGCUUUUAAGUUUCUGUUACGCACAUGUCUUUUUCACUUACAUUGCAUUAAAACUACACAUAUUUUUAUCGCGUUUCAUGGGAAUUGAAUCUAUGAAUAAUGCGCAGAGAACAUUAUCGUGCUAGUAAAUAAAUCCCAUGCCACCAGACCAGUGCAGCAGAGCUCAGAUCAAAUGAUUUGGAUGUCAGUUAAAUAUUAGAAACUUUGUUUUAAGGAAUGGCUUACUGAAAGAUAAUCUUUUUUUCUUAAUUAAGCAAAUGAAAUGUCCCCUUCUCUAUUGACGUUUAAAUCUAUUUUUGAUUUUUACUUCACAUACUUUAACAGACCAAAUGCAAAUCAUUAUCUAAAAGAUUUCAGACUUGCCUUAGCAUGUCCAACCUGUCCAGUGCCAUGUUGAGGUUAGUGUAUGAUUAUCUGCGAAUGCAAUCGAUUGGUUUUGCACUUUCAGUGCACACUUCCCUGCCUUUUGAUGUCUAGUCUGUGAGAUGGAUAGCAUGAUGUAAUUUCACAGAAUUGCAAAGGCCAAUCCCAAAUUGCACCUCAAAGCGGUCUCUGCAGAAGUGUGCAUUGAAAGAGCACUAAAGGCAAAAGGUGCACUCAUGAGCACUCUUCUGAAAGUUGAAAUGAUGGAUAUCUCUAUGACAGGGGUGUCUAGUCUUGCUACUGGAAAGCCAACAUCCUGCACACUUGCCUAGAGGUUUCUAGUAAAGACAUUGAUUAGCUAUGAGCUAAAGUCUGCAAGACAGUGACUCUGUAGCAUGUUUGGACACCCCUACUUUGUGAUAUUUCAUGGGCACCUGCUCAUAGUGGCUUCUGUGUGUCUGUAGACUUUUAAGUGCGCAUGAAGUGUGCCAUUUGGGAUUGGGCUCCGGUCAUUUUAAUCUAGUGAAGAGGACAGUAGCAGGAUGUGAUGUCACUGGUUUGCAAUAUAGUAUAAUUGAAGGAUCUAAGAUGCAACUUUGGCUAUUUGUUACUUUAAUACAACAUUUUUAUGAUUCUCAAUUGUUAGAAAUUUCCUCAGUGUUGAUUUUUCGGGGAAAUUUAGCAGAUUAUUGAAAUUUUAAAGGGACUGUUCACCCAAAAAUGAAAGUCAAUUAUUUAUUCAUCUUCAUGUUAUUUUCAACCUCUGUGAUACUUUGAAGAAUGCUUCAACACUUUUCCAUACAGUGAAGGUCAGUGGGUUCCAACAUAAUAUUGUAUUCCAGUGACUUUAAUUGUGUGGAUUAUUCUUUUUCUUCUUCUGUAAACAAUGGCAGAAGGGUAAAUUUUGGGUGAACUAUUCCAGCCAAAGAGGCUUUUGAGAAGAAUUGACUUGCUUCUUCAUAGUUAUGAUGUCCUUUUGUCAUGAUGAUGCUCCUUUUGUAUACAAGGGCUAUAACUAUGGCCUUUACCUUUACUCAUACCCUGAUACGAAUGCCUUUGUGUGUUCUGUGCAUAUGUGGAUUUUUUUCUAUUAGAAGUUCAGCACUUUAUUUACAACAACAGUCUGAGCAACAAAACUAAUCUGUGUUAAAUGUAUACUCUUACGUGCCUGACUACAUGCAUGCGUCCCUGUGUGAGUAUGCGAACAGGUGCUUGUCGUGAGUGUGUGUGCAUUUUUGAAUGUUUAUGUAUACCUAUGUGAGUUGGCUACUGAUGAGAAAGGAUAUGAAGGCUUCGUCUUAUUAGUCUGAACCUGUCUGGCCUUUUAAUGACCACGAAAUGCAUCUAGCUCUCGUAUCAUGAAUUGUGUAGCUCCUCUUGUCUCGGCCUUUGCCCAUAAACCGACACCAAUCCAUCAGAUAGAGAGAGGAAGGAUGAUUUAUUUUCUCAUUGAAGUGAUCCAUAUUCCCUUGAGAUGAAUAUUGUGUCACUAGACUGUUGCUGCAUUAACCAGGAAAGGGUUUGUGCGAUGUAGCGUAAAGGCUGGUUUAUGAUGUGGUGCCAGAAAAAGAAACUGUUGCUGUGGCAUGAGCCGUUUGAGAAGUAGCAAAUAAGCGAUGUCAUAAUAAACGGUGACCAGCAUUUGUUUUUUUGCAACCAAGAACACAUGGGGCAGAAUAAGGGGCCUUUCACACAGUGGAUGUUUUCACAAAAAUGCAAAACCUAUAGUAGUGGUAAGAAAAAAAAGGGAAUUAUGCAGUCAUUUAUUAAUUGGUUUGAUGACGCGCCAAAGUCAAUGGUGAAAGAUAUCGAUUUAGGUCAUGAUUACAUUGAAAACAAUGGAAAAGCUGUGUGGUUGAAUGGUAAAAUGCAAGUCGCAGGAUAGCUAGAGACAAGUUCCUAAAAUCUGAGAUUGAGAGCCGGUAUUUAGAACACAGUCGCAAAAGAAACGGAGAGAUAGAGCAACAUUACUGAAGAUGACUUCACAAGUGUGUGUGUGUGUGUUUGUGUGAAAGUGACUGGAUAUCAGCUUAUCACUAUUAUGUUAACAUAAUAUUUGUUGUAACAAUUAUUAUUGUUUAACCCAUUUGAUGCGUACGAUCACACCGGUGUGAUCAGAAUGUUCAGUAAGUCACAUGAUCAGCUAAAUUCAAAUCUGCUUUCCCGUGAUUGCUCGCGCUGCGCCAGAGAAAUGUGUAAUAAAAUCACAAUUUAUCUGCGAUUUCAAGCAAAUAAUGUUUAUUUUAGGUUUCAGAUAUUUACAUAGACAAAAAUACUAGCAAAACAUAACAUUUAUGGUUUGUUAUAUACACACUGAUCUCCAUAGACAUCAGUGUGUAUAUUACAAACCAUAACAUAACACACUGAUGUCUAUAGAGAUGGCAAUAAUAAUUAUUUUUAAACAUAAUCAGACAAUGUGCUUUAUUCAGAUCAGAUGCACAUUGUUUAGAGAAAUAGAGUGUUUACUCUGUUCUUCUCCCAGUUAAAAAGUCACAAACUUUUAUGUAUUUGGUGAGAAGUUGGUGAGAACUUCCAGAAAGCUUCCAGAACUUUACUAUAGUCAAUCGUUGCAACUUCAUGAGCGAGUCGUGUUCCAUUCACAAACAAAACUAAAAUGUGGGGGAUUCACUUCGAUAUUGAAAUACAGUUGUCACUCCUGAAAUGUAACAUUGUAUAAAAGUGCACAUGUGCAACCAGCAGACAAUAGCCCCUAUCACACAUACAGUCCUUUCCAGAAAAUGACCGGCAAUAUUCCGGAAAAGGAUCAUGUGUAAACAGGCCCUUUUUGAAAAUACUGGUAAAUUUGUUCUGGCAAUUUUUCGAAAAGAGUAACAUUACCGGUAAUUUGCUGGAAUGCUGCGCUGUGUGAACGUCGAAGGAAAAUAGUGUGAAUGUGUGAAUGGUCUUUUCCGAACAAAUUCUCACCUGUGUGAACAGCGCUUUUUUUAAUUUGCCGGUAAAGUCAUUCUGGUAAUUUUCCAGAUAUUUACCGGUUUCACUGUGUGAAAGGGGCUAAUGUCUAGUGGAGGUUUGCAUCGAAUAACAACAGAAUAGUAUGGCAGUGGAAUGCGAAAACGUACUCUGUGUGAACAGCCCCCUUUAAGCCAGUUUCAGCAGCACCAGCAGACAACAAUGAUGUCACAGACUGAUGAUGUCAUCGUACACUGAAACUGGUGAAGCGACUGACGUGCUGUCAGUUGGAUCAUAAUGAUGAUUAACGAGGCAAAUAUCUCAGAAAACGAUCGCACGGUGGGUGCUUUAUUAAAUGAAAGACCAUAAUGAUGUAAUUAAGAUAUUGUUGUAUAAUAUUAAUGAUUUAGUAUUAACAGAAAAUGUUGUUUUUACUCCUGUACCAGCCUGUGUUUAAGAAAUAAACGGACCACGGAGCACAUAGUAGAGUGAGUGUGGGGAGCUUAUGUCACUGAAAAAGACAACUGGAUGAUGUCAUAUCCUGGCACGACCAGGGUUUGACCUAAAUGCAAAGUAGAUUUUUAAGGAACUCUGUAUGAUUUCUGCUGAAAUGUGAAGGGUCUCUUUUCUUAAACUAUGUACUAAUCUACUCACCUCAAAAGCACUUACAGAAUCUAAAACGAUGUUUCUUUUUUAAACACGAGUUUGUUUUAGCUGUUGUGUUUCUUUUGUAUUGCACUUAAAGAGGAAAGACUGCACAGAAAGCUCUUGAUUUGGUUCAGCACUUGAACUCAGUUUUUGACUGUAUUUGCACGGAGCUGAACUAACACUCAUGUUGUGCUGCAGUGCAGAACGUGAAAAUAAAAUCUGGUGUUAACCUCAACUUUACCAUUGUGUGUGGAAAUGACUGUGUUGAUGUACUAUGGUAUUUAAACGAAUAAAACAACUGUAAGUCUCACCUUCCAA
This is a messenger RNA of Danio aesculapii, 5851 nucleotides long. RefSeq names its product progestin and adipoQ receptor family member VII, b (gene paqr7b). The coding region runs from base 203 to 1267 and encodes 354 amino acids. Gene Ontology annotation, molecular function: nuclear steroid receptor activity; steroid binding. Lineage: Eukaryota; Metazoa; Chordata; Actinopteri; Cypriniformes; Danionidae. Gene Ontology annotation, cellular component: plasma membrane. The record is from RefSeq and is a predicted model, not a curated record. The transcript has 2 exons. Gene Ontology annotation, biological process: response to steroid hormone.